This is a messenger RNA of Entrophospora candida, 327 nucleotides long. The record is from the annotation of a GenBank genome assembly. Lineage: Eukaryota; Fungi; Glomeromycota; Glomeromycetes; Entrophosporales; Entrophosporaceae.
AUGCAUGCUGGGGUAUCAUACAUUGGAGCUGAAGCCCAUCUAACUGUUAAUCAUAUGUUUAUGUUAAAGGCCAUGCCUCAUGGAAGAUCUGUAAAUUCAAGCAAUAAUGCUCGUUAUCAUAACUUGAUCAGAUCAAUCAGACGUUAUGAAAAUAUUUGUAGAAGAAUCAGGGAAGAUCGUUCUUUAUUCAUUGGAACCUAUAGAGAAUUGAGAAAUUGGAGGAGAGAAAGAAAUUGGGAUGAUUUUCAUCUUGUUGAAGAACGUUGGAGAUUUUAUAGAACAUAUAUUCGUAUAUAUUUAUAUCGUCAAAGAUUUCUUGGCAGAUGA